Penicillium lagena is the source of this 792-nucleotide messenger RNA. Its product is annotated as SKI complex subunit WD repeat protein SKI8. Gene Ontology annotation, cellular component: Cdc73/Paf1 complex. The record is from RefSeq and is a predicted model, not a curated record. Bases 1 to 792 code for a protein of 263 amino acids. Gene Ontology annotation, molecular function: protein binding. NCBI's taxonomy places the organism in Eukaryota, Fungi, Ascomycota, Eurotiomycetes, Eurotiales, Aspergillaceae. The transcript has 5 exons.
AUGGUGGGGAGACACACUCAACGCUCGGUCCACUCCACCACCGACACCGAAUUCCCGCUCGUGCAGUCCAUCGAGGAUGCCCACAAAGUGGGCUGCCACCAUAUUGUGACCGACGCCAAGGGCCAACGGGCGGCCAGUGCUGGCUUUGCGGGAGACAUAAAGAUCUGGUCUUGUCAGGAGGGCAAUUGGUCCGCAGACAGGGUCAUCACAGCCAAUCUGACGGCGGCGGAUGCCUGGGCGAUUGCCUUGUCCCAGGAUGGACAGUACCUGGCCGGUGCCACGCAGGACGGACACAUCAAGUUCUCUUCCCUUGACACGUCCAUCCAGUCUUCGGAUGGCCGGUUCAUUGCUAGCGGACACGAAAAUGGUGCCGUCUACAUAUUCAGCACGGAAACCGGCCGCAUGCCGUUUUCUCUAUCAGGUCUGGUGAAGCCCGUCCGAGCGGUGUCCUUUUCGCCCGGUGGGAAGCUGCUGGCGGCAGCUGGUGAUUCCAAGGUCAUCGUGCUGUAUGAUACAUCGUCCGGUGAACAAGUAGCCAACCUCUCAGGCCACUCCGCGUGGAUCAUGUCUCUAGCCUGGAGUCACACCGGCGAAUAUCUUCUCAGCGGAUCGUUUGAUGGAAAAGUCAAAGUCUGGUCAAUCGACACCAAGUUAUGUGUGGCCACCCACUCCGAGACCGAGAAAGCACUCUGGAGCGUCAAGUGGCUCCCCAAGACAGGCAAAACAGAAGGAUUUGCAACCGCCGGGGCCAACCGCAGUCUGUCUUUCUACCGGGAGGCAACGGGGGGUUGA